Molecule: messenger RNA, 8394 nt
Organism: Triplophysa dalaica
Lineage: Eukaryota; Metazoa; Chordata; Actinopteri; Cypriniformes; Nemacheilidae
Gene: dusp16
Product: dual specificity phosphatase 16
Exons: 10
Coding region: 886-2562 (558 amino acids)
Biological process (GO): protein dephosphorylation; negative regulation of MAPK cascade
Cellular component (GO): cytoplasm; nucleus
Molecular function (GO): protein tyrosine/threonine phosphatase activity; MAP kinase tyrosine/serine/threonine phosphatase activity
Source: RefSeq, a predicted model, not a curated record
GAUAUGUGUAGUGUUAAGAGUGUUUGUGUUUCAUAUGGAAACUCUUCAUGUUCAGAUAUGAUGAUGAUGAUGAUGAUGAUGAUGAUGGUGCUGUUCUCUCAUCACACAACACCAGAUAAUAUUCAGAGAUGAUGUGUAAUGUUUGUUGUCUGUCAUACAGAUCAUUCAGAUGUAUAGUGUGAUCAUGUGUGUUGUCACUGAGGAUUGUGGGUAGGUUAUAAACUUGCUGCUCUUUCAUCAGAAUGUGUUUGUUGUGGUUGGAAAUCAUGUGUGACAUCAGAAGUGAUUAUCUUCUGUUUCAGAGGAAUUGAGAAUUUCCCCUGGUGAAAUCAAACGCUUCAGCUUUCAGAAAUCAGAACCUGCUGAACCAUGAUGACGCACAAUGAGUUUGUGUUUUAGAAAAACAAUUGGUGGAGUUUGUGUAGUUGUGUGUUUGUUUAGGGCUGGGCGAUAUAUUGUGAGAUUCUUAUACUUUCAGUUUCUCAAUGACUUGCGGUUAAAUGCCGCCACAUCUGAAAGCCAGAGGCGCUCUUGUGCAGAAACUCAGAAUAUGGGAAACAGAAGAAGAACGAUUAGUUCCAGGAAAUUUCAGUGGUCAUAUUCUAUCGCUGUUCUUCAAACCUUUUCAGACAGCUUGAGCUGUUAACCUUCGCUCAGAGAGUCCUAGGUGACCGGCGGACCAUACAUCACCUGAGCAAACACCUUUCAUGUAAACACAGUGAAGGUGUGUGAGGAGUUCUUCAGCAGUGAGGAGGUGUAUGAGGUGAUGUGGUUCACGACACUGAUCUAACACAGAGUCAGUCAGUGGACCGCCGUGUGUUCUUGAUCCGUGACAUCAUCAGCUCCAGACACAAUGAGGCUGUUCAUGUGCUGAGGGUGACGGUCAUGAGUUCGGUGCGGUCCAUCGGGCCCGAGGGGCUGGUGGCUCUGCUGGAGGGCGGUCUGGACCGCGUGCUGCUGAUCGAUAGCCGUCCAUUCGUGGAAUACAACACCUGUCACAUUCUGGAGGCGGUGAAUGUUAACUGCUCCAAACUGAUGAAGAGAAGAUUACAGCAAGAUAAAAUCCAAAUCACUGAACUUCUGCAGCAUUCUGCCAAGGGGAAGCUGGAACUUCAGGGUCAGGAGGUGGUGGUGUAUGACCAGAGCUCACCUGACUCCGCCUCUCUUUCAUCUGAAGCCUUUCUCAGCAUCUUAUUGGCCAAGCUGGAGAAACGUUUCCCAUCUGUUCAUCUGCUCUCAGGUGGUUUUGUGGAGUUCUCACAUCUGUUCCCAGGUCUGUGUGAAGGGAAAUCCACACUGGUUCCGUCCUGUAUCUCUCAACCGUCUCUCCCCGUCACCAGCUUCGGUCCCACACGGAUUCUUCCUCACCUGUACCUGGGCUGCCAGAGAGAUGUUCUCAACAAGGAGCUCAUGCAGCACAAUGAAAUCGCUUACGUACUCAACGCCAGUAACACGUGUCCCAAACCCGACUUCAUCUCAGAAUGGCAUUUCCUGCGGGUGCCAGUCAACGACAGCUUCUGUGAGAAGAUUCUGCCGUGGCUGGACAGAUCAGUGGACUUCAUAGAGAAAGCCAAGGCCAACAACGGAAGAGUUCUGGUCCACUGUCUGGCCGGAAUCUCCCGCUCGGCCACCAUCGCCAUCGCUUACAUCAUGAAGAGAAUGAACAUGACGUUAGAUGAAGCCUACAGGUUCGUGAAAGAGAAGCGGCCCACCAUCUCACCCAACUUCAAUUUCUUGGGUCAGCUGCUGGACUUUGAGAAGAAGCUCAAGUGUGCAAGUGAAGCGCCGAUCAAGCCCAGAGCCGCGCUGCAGGUGGAUCGGUCAGAAGAUCUGAAGUCUGAAGUCAGCGGAUCACAGGAGUCGCUCUCCGAUCAACAUCUGAUGACCCGAGGGAUGUGCGGUCUGCAGCUGGCGGAGGAGAACACCAGACCCAAACGCUCCUUCUCUCUGGACAUCAAGUCAUACGCUGAGUCUGGAGCGUCGCCACCAAGCGCUCAUCCUGACGGCCCAGAACUCUCCCAACCGCUCGCUUCCAAAGAUUCAGCCUGCAAACCCUGUCAGUUCUCACCCGUGCGGGAGGUUUCAGAACACAGCCCACCAGCCAAACCGCAGACGGCUUCAGUCAAUCGCAGUCCCGCAGCAUCUCCUUGUCGUCAGGCGUUACAUCGCAGCGGCAGCAUGGAGGAAACUCCCAGUAGUGUCCUGUCGAGAUCCAGGCCAGUCGCGCUGAAGGGGUGGCACUCCGACAUCCUCCUGGCCCCAAUGGCCGGCGGCUGGUACCUCUCCUCCGAUUCCGCCCGGUUCUACUCCACAUCGGCAAUAUUCGGCUGUGGUCAGGACCUGGAGAGUGUGCGGAGACGCGGGCGGCAGCGUGGAGGAGACUGUGGCGACUCCCGCAGGAGCUGGCACGAGGAGAGCAGUUUUGAGAAACAGCUGAAACGCCGGAGCUGUCAGAUGGAGUUUGGAGACAGGAUGUCAGAGACUCACUUGAGAGAGGACAUCACACAUGUGGCCAGUCGGUCCAGUUUCUCUGGAAGCAUGGAAAUCAUCGAGGUGUCCUGAGAUCUUCAGACUGACAUCACAGAUGAAUGUUGAAUGGACUGAGCCUGUGAGUUAAACAUUUGAUCCAGUACCUCAGAUAUAAGUGCUUCUUGUAGCUCAUUGAUGACAUCUCAGGUCUUUCUUUUGAGAAGCAGAUUCCCUGAACUGACCGUAUGAAUGAUGUUCAUGUGAAGUACAGGUCAUCUGUCAGAGCUGAAGAUCUCUCGUGUGUAGUCACGUGACUGAAGUCAUUCAAUACAACACUUCAUUUUGCUCAGAUCAGGUCAUUCAGUAUCAUUUGGCACUGGAAAGAAAUGAAGUAAACAAGCACACAAAUCAUGAGAUUCCGAUAAUAAUCACAUGACAUCACCAGUCACAUGUUUGCACUUCCUUUACCAUCCAACGCUCAAAGAUGUUUUGAGAAUAUAACUGAUCACAUAUUAUCUUGAAUGCUAACCCACACUUUUUGUUUCGCUUCCUCCAUAUAAAAACUGAAUUUGGUCCACAAACGUAUUUGUUGACCAACUAAAAGCAAAAAUUUAGAUCAGCCCAUAAAACUCUGAAGGGAUCAUAAAGAACUUUGUGUCUCAACUCUUGACUGGUGGUCUGAAUGAAUGUGUUUCAGUGAUGGAGCUCAGUUUGUGGUGGAAUGGAGAUGUGCUGAUGUCAAUCAAAUUAGCUUUCUUCAUGUUAUUGUGUUGCACUAUUCUACAGAAGAAUGUGAGCUGUUUUAUCAAGCUGUUGUGAUGAUGAUGAUUGGAAUGAUUUUCGAUGAUAAAGAGUGAUUCGGUCAAACAUCUUUGAAGACUUCAUAAUGUUCACACAUAAGUUUAAUCUCUGGAGUGUUUCUGAGGUGUGUGGUCUCUCUCUCUCGCUCUCUGUUUGUAGGGUUCGCCAGAUCACAUUCAGCUGUUAUCUACAGGGGCCCGUUUCAAUAAGGAAGUUCAACCAACACCGAGUUAAAAUCUGAACCCUGAGUUGAUUUACUCAGAGAAUCGUUACUCUGAGUUUUCAGUUUCAGAACAGCUGAUUUGAGUUAGUUCAAUCAACCCUGAGUAAGUUCACUCUAGGUUACGCGCGUGCAGCAUGGCGAUGAAAAGCCAUCAUCAAUUGAGUGAAGAUAGCACGAUUCACCAUGGCAACGGCACGUGACAAAAAGCGCUCUGUUCAUUUCUCGCCAAUCAAAUUGAAGGAACUGUUACAAGCGUAUAGUGAAUAUGAGCAGAUAUUUAGAAAAAAGUGCAACACAGCCGCAGCAGCAAAAGAAAGAGAGUUGGCGUGGGAGAAAAGUGCUUCACGUGUUAAUGCGCAAGUUUAUAUGUCAAUCACUUUUAUAUUUAUUUUGUUGAAACUGUGAAAAUGUAAAUUAUAUUUAACUCUCUUGCUCUCAUGUAGGUGAAAUCCUUCUGCAAUAAAAAGAUCUUGGCAGCAGCUGAAUAUGAAAUAUACGACGGCGUCGUAAAAAAAAAGAUUUCGAGAAUAAAGUCGAAAUGUUACGAGAAUAAAGUCGAAAUGUUACGAGAAUAAAGUCGAAAUGUCAAAAUCUGACAUGAACUACGAAUUAACUCACUGAUUCAGAUGACGUACUUAAACAUAAUUUAAACUCUUAAACUUCAACUUUCACGAAAAUAAAAUACGUAUUACGACGAGUUUAUUCUCGUAACAUUUUGACUUUAUUCUCGUAAUCUUGAAUUUAUGUUAUUUUUAACGUGGCACUAAAACGCCGUGGUAGAAAUACAAUAACAUCAUUCAUUCAGGAAAGUUUAAAGAAAUAAAAUAGUCUUGCUAGUAGGAUGACUGAUUGGGAAAUGUUAAAUAUACUUCUUAAACUGGCCUUAAAAGUUAAGAUAAAACGUCCAAACGGGGCCUCAGAAUUCUCUCCAGACAUAAAUAUAAUUCUGUGCGAAUUAAUGCAGCUUCCUCAUCUAUGGGUUCAUGAAUAAACGAACAUGCUAUUUUAAGUUCUGUGUGACUAAAUAGAGCGCGAUUAGGAACUCUAAUCAAUAAACAUAUGACGUAUGUCAUUUCAACCCGCUCGCGCUUCGAAAAGGGGGCGGAGAUUGUAACAAACCCUGCGUUUGCGGAAUAAAACCUGCUCCCGACCAGGUUAGGUUCACGGAGUAGGUUACUCUGGUUACUCACCCGGAGUAUAAAAUACCUCGAUUUCUGAAAUGGGCUUGACUUACUCCGCGGUCGCGGGUUUGACAUUCCUCGCGUUCUGAAACCAAAAACCCUGAGUAUUCCGUUUUCUGGGGUUGACUUACUCGGAGUUUGCACUUACCCUGCUUUCUGAAACGGGCCCCUGAUGACACAGAGAGCCCGUUUCAAUGUUGAAAACAAGCUAUUUAACGCCGACUCAGUUAUUUUAGCCCGUUUGCAGAAGACUGUUGAUUCAGACGAUCAUUCACUGUUUAUUGGUCGACAUAAACAGUGCUUAUCAGCUCUUUUAACUCAAAGCUUUUAUAACAUCUCUAUCUUUUGUCACGUUAGGAUCUUUCAGAAACAACUUAAAUCGAUCUAGACUGGUAUCACAAUCAUUGCACGUUAAUAAUGGACUAACUUUACCUUAGUUAAGAAUGAUAUAUACUGAGUCCAACUGUAAAUGGUUCUUAAAAUCGAUCAACAAUUAAGAAUUUAAGAAAAUGUUUAUGACGGUGUAAAGUGGGAUGAUAACAUCUAACGUUUGUCCUACUAACUUAAAUUGAUCUGAAUGACAGCAGACAAACCUGCGAUUGUGAUCCGUCAAUUCAUGUAAUGUUACAAUCAAUGGAUAUUGUUACAUUAAAGACUUAUCCCGUUAUCAAGCAAGCCAAAUAAAUCGUAUCAUUGCUUUUCACAAUUUACUUUACCUUAAUUUUAUUAAAUGCGCACCAAUUAUGAGCGGACACCAGCACCAAAUAAACGUGAACGCGCAGCCUCGCCUCGUCACACGAAGAAUUCUAAAUGACAGGUUCACCGUGGCCGUGUCCAAAAUCACCACCAUACCAUUCACUAUUCCAUACAUUACAUCACUACUGUAGGUUAGGGUUAAAAUAGUGCACGGAAAACGGAACGAGUGAAUGAUCUCGGCCGCUGCCGCAAAGCCCUGCGGACGCCAUCUUGUGCCGAAUCCGGGGAAUUCAUUCAGCACGAGACAGCCGUUUUACCACAUAAAUGAAUCACCAGAGGGCAAAGACUAAACACAAACACUUAUUUUAAAUUAAGCAAUCAAUGAAGAUAAAAAAAAAUCAUGAAAAUAAGGCUUUCAUUUGUCCUCAUUUGAAAAACUUGCUUACGUGUACUUCACGUAAAUCACCACAGGAGGGCGCUUGCAGGUUGGUCUCGCCUAUCAAAUAUGUAUUAUUUAAAGCCAUUAAAAUAGGAUUCGAGUGUAUUUCACAUAAAUCACCCCAGACCACAAACACAUAGUUUAAUUAUGCAAUUACUGAAGAAAAUACUUAGAAUAAUUACAGAAGAUUUACCAAACAGAAGUUUUUCCUUUUUCUCCAUUAAAAGUCGUAAAAAGGUUUUGAGUGAAUCACCACAUGAGGGCGCCUGAAGUUACGGUCUCGACAGGAAUAUAUUUGUUAUUGUUUCAACAGAAAUACUGGCAUAACCAGUGUUGGGGAGUAGCUAACUACAAGUAGCGACGCUACUAACUUAACUACAUUUUUCUGUAGCUUGACGGUAGUUAAGUUACUUUUAAAACAGUGUAGCUUUUCCGGUAGUUAAAUACUUUUACAAGCAAGUAGCGGUGUAGCGUGCCCAAACGCUACUCGCUACAUUCCAUUGCGACGAACUUUAAAGCAAUAAGUAGUGCAGCGCACUGAGCACAUGCGUCGUCACUUUACUUACUACUGAAAAUGUUUGCAUUACUGCCAGCUAGUGUCCUGUGACGCAUCUCGCGGCUUACGCACAGUAUUCAGAUGCGUCUGAUGAUUACGUGAAUGUCCCGAAGUUAACUCGACACACACACAUCCAUCCAGGAUGGAGCAAGGCAUGGCGACUGAAUUUCAGAUUCAUAAUCGGAAGAUGUAUAAUGUUUCUACAGCCUUUUAAAGUGGAAAACUGUGUAUUUCUCCAAAAUGCUACAGUAAAAAAAUCCAUAUGGUGUGCAUAUAUUGCGGGACGGCCCCAACUGAAACCCACCAUCCGUUUUUUCUACUUAUUAAAAAUAGGUUAUUGAAAGAGACACGGAUCCUCUACAUUUAAAUAAAGCUUUAAAAGCAGCGUUCCUGGAAUUUACGGUAAACCACUCAAUAUCUGCGCAAAAUAACAUUGAAAUCAUAACUGUGUUGUAUUACAUUGUUUUCUUAAAAUAUUUUUCAUUAACAAUGAAUCAGUUAUUCUUUAUAUACAAUGAAACUCUAAAAGUAGUUUCAAUGUAGCUAGCUACUGUUUUAUAGUAACUUGUAGUGUAGCUAACUGCUUUUUCAAAUGGGUAACUUAGCUGUAACUUAACUACUUUUAUUGAUGAGUAGCUUGUAGCUUAUCUAACUACAGUUUCAUAGUAGCUUCCCCAACACUGGGCAUAACACAACACAUUUGGUUUAAUUAUGCAAUCAUGAUAAUCAAAUAAAUUAAGGAAAUUUGCAAUGCUGCGGUUUUAACAAAAUCCUCCGUUAAAAUGCGUGGAGGCUCGGACCCGGAAACAGUAUUCCUUACGUCACGACGUAACAGGCGGAGAGCUUUAGUGAGUAUUUCAUGGAAAUCAUCCCAGGACGCACCUGAGUUACGGUCUCGCCAGGAAUAUAUACAUAUAUUUAUUUAUGUAAUUAUGCUUCAACGGAAAUGCUGACGAAACACAACACAUUUGGUUUAAUUUUUUUUUAAUUUUUUUACAAAACCGCGAUUUUCCUUUCUCUUAAAUUAAAGCCAUAGAGAAAUAGUUAGAGAUUUGAUGGUGCAAGCAAGCAAAGAACUAAUAAAUGAAGAAAAUUCACAAUACUACGGUUUUCUUCAUUACAGCCAUAGAGGUUUCGAGUGUGUAACAUAUAAAUCACCUCAGGGCACAGAUAAAAAACGUAGGCUACGUAUAUAUGCAAUCAAUAAAAAAAAUGUAAUAAUAAAAGACAAUUACAAUACUAAGGUCUUCCUUAAAUCCCGUUUAAAUCCAUAGAAUUAAGGUGUUUUUGAGAUACAUCACCACAAGGAAGCGCCUUGCUGUUACGUUUUGUGAGUUUUGGUCCAAAAUAUGUUCUAUAGCCAUAUAUUGGUAAUAAUUAUUAUUCAGGGAAACGAAACUUUUGUUUUCUAAGGAUGUGAAACACAAGCGGCAUUUUUUUAGCAGACAUCCAAAAGACCUCUUGAGAAAAGAAUGGUCAUGGGAAUGUUUUAAGCGAAAAAUGUAGGUGUCAUUAAAUAUGUUUUAUAUUAAAACGAUUGAUUUAAACAACAAGCUGUAAAAUCGAUGUAAAUCUAAAGGCUGUAAAGUGUAGAUGCGCUUCAUGUCUUUGACCAGCAGAUGGCAGUCAUGCACAUGUGCAGAAAACCUUCGCGCGACGCACUAAACACUUUUUUUACAACAAAAAAACUAAAAAAUCCUUGUUAAUCGUUGGCUUGAUGAAGAUUACUGCCAUACACGUAUUGUUUCGUAGCCUCUCUAUCUCUCUCCCUCUCCUCCUUUCUCUCUCUCUCCCCGUGUGUGUGUGUGUGUAGAUCAUCAUCAUCAUCAUCACCACCAACAACCAGUGGAGGACAAAGACACAGAAAUGGGUCACAGGAGCGGCUGAUCCACGCGCACAGAGCUCAUGGGGAUCAAAGUUCUUCCUGCUGGAGAUUCAGACUGAGAGUGUUUCAGCUCCUCCAACUUCACACAGCACACAUCGAUCUGUAGGAUCCUCUCCUCGCUGCUGUAUCCUUUGAAGUCAGAGU